UCCAGGGCCUAGACGCAGACGCACUGAGUUCAAGCAGUCGGUGAUGGCGGCAGCAGAGGCAGUGUCUGCGGCGGGUCCGGGCCCAUGAGGCGACGACGGAGGCGGGACGGCUUUUACCCAGCGCCUGACUUCCGAGACAGGGAAGCUGAGGACAUGGCUGGAGUGUUUGACAUAGACCUGGACCAGCCAGAGGACGCAGGCUCUGAGGAUGAGCUGGAGGAGGGGGGUCAGAUAAAUGAAAGCAUGGACCAUGGAGGAGUUGGACCAUAUGAACUUGGCAUGGAACAUUGUGAGAAAUUUGAAAUCUCAGAAACUAGUGUGAACAGAGGGCCAGAAAAAAUCAGACCAGAAUGUUUUGAGCUACUUCGGGUACUUGGUAAAGGGGGCUAUGGAAAGGUUUUUCAAGUGCGAAAAGUAACAGGAGCAAAUACUGGGAAAAUAUUUGCCAUGAAGGUGCUUAAAAAGGCAAUGAUAGUAAGAAAUGCUAAAGAUACAGCUCAUACAAAAGCAGAACGGAAUAUUCUGGAGGAAGUAAAGCAUCCCUUCAUUGUGGAUUUAAUUUAUGCCUUUCAGACCGGUGGAAAACUCUACCUCAUCCUUGAGUAUCUCAGUGGAGGAGAACUAUUUAUGCAGUUAGAAAGAGAGGGGAUAUUUAUGGAAGAUACAGCCUGCUUUUACUUGGCAGAAAUCUCCAUGGCUUUGGGGCAUUUACAUCAAAAGGGGAUCAUCUACAGAGACCUGAAACCGGAGAACAUCAUGCUUAAUCACCAAGGUCAUGUGAAACUAACAGACUUUGGACUAUGCAAAGAAUCUAUUCAUGAUGGAACAGUCACCCAUACAUUUUGUGGAACAAUAGAAUACAUGGCCCCUGAAAUCUUGAUGAGAAGUGGCCACAAUCGUGCUGUGGAUUGGUGGAGUUUGGGAGCAUUAAUGUAUGACAUGCUGACUGGAGCACCUCCAUUCACUGGGGAGAAUAGAAAGAAAACAAUUGACAAAAUCCUCAAAUGUAAACUUAAUUUGCCUCCCUACCUCACACAAGAAGCCAGAGAUCUGCUUAAAAAGCUGCUGAAAAGAAACGCUGCUUCUCGUCUUGGAGCUGGUCCUGGGGACGCUGGAGAAGUUCAAGCUCAUCCAUUUUUCAGACACAUUAACUGGGACGAACUUUUGGCUCGGAAGGUGGAACCCCCCUUUAAGCCUCUGUUGCAAUCUGAAGAGGAUGUGAGUCAGUUUGAUUCAAAGUUUACACGUCAGACACCUGUUGACAGCCCAGAUGACUCAACUCUCAGUGAAAGUGCCAACCAGGUCUUUCUGGGUUUUACAUAUGUGGCUCCAUCUGUACUUGAAAGUGUGAAAGAAAAGUUUUCCUUUGAACCAAAAAUUCGAUCACCACGAAGAUUUAUUGGCAGCCCACGAACACCUGUCAGCCCAGUCAAAUUUUCUCCUGGGGAUUUCUGGGGAAGAGGUGCUUCAGCCAGCACAGCAAAUCCCCAGACGCCUGUGGAGUACCCGAUGGAAACCAGUGGAAUAGAACAGAUGGACGUGACCAUGAGUGGGGAAGCAUCCGCACCACUUCCAAUACGCCAGCCAAACUCUGGGCCAUACAAGAAACAAGCUUUUCCCAUGAUCUCCAAACGGCCAGAGCACCUGCGUAUGAAUCUAUGACAAAACAAUGUUUUUAAUGAAUUUGAGGCAAAAAAAGAAAACACAACAAAAAAAUGGGAAGGGAUGUGAAGCAUCCUAUAGAAUGAAACAAAUCAAAAUGACAGUCUCAAAAGAGUCAGUUUCAUUACCUAGAACACUUUGGACAAAGGAGAGAUAAACAUGGAUUUUUAAAAAUCAAUCAAUGGUGCAAAAAAAAAAAAAAACUUAAGCAAAAUAGUAUUGCAGAACUCUUAGCUACAUUGAUUCCUAGCAACAUCUUAUCAACCUUAUCAAGGAUUUUUGUGUUGAUGGCUUGAAACUGACAGUAUUAAGGAUAGAAUGUUGCUUCUGAAUCACUAUUCCGAUUGUGUUGAAGAAGGGUUACCCUUUCACUGGGCAAAGUAUGAAAUUGCCUAUAAUACUUGCAACUAAGGACAAAUUAGCAUGCAAGCUUGGUCAAACUUUUUUCCACAACAUGGAAUCAAAGACAAAAGAAACUUAUCAAUUGAUGUUUUACGUGCAAACAACCUGAAUCUUUUUUUUAUAUAAAUAUAUAUUUUUCAAAUAGAUUUUUGAUUCAGCUCAUUAUGGAAAACAUCCCAAACUUUAAAAUGCGAAAUUAUUGGUUGAUGCGAAGAAAGCCAGACAAACUUCUGUUUCUUCUCUUGAUGAAAUAAAAUGCAAAUGAAUCAUUGUUAA
Messenger RNA from Cavia porcellus (domestic guinea pig), 2340 nucleotides. It is a transcript of the gene Rps6kb1, whose product is annotated as ribosomal protein S6 kinase B1. The transcript is spliced from 15 exons. Lineage: Eukaryota; Metazoa; Chordata; Mammalia; Rodentia; Caviidae. Gene Ontology annotation, biological process: peptidyl-serine phosphorylation; signal transduction; cellular response to insulin stimulus. Gene Ontology annotation, molecular function: ATP binding; protein serine/threonine kinase activity. Bases 85 to 1662 code for a protein of 525 amino acids. The record is from RefSeq and is a predicted model, not a curated record.